CCGUGGAUGAAUGUGACCCCACAGCUUGAGUUCUACGUGAACAACAAGAAAGCAAAACACAAGGACGAAAUGCAAGUAAGACGACUUCUGGAUGCUGGGAAUGAAAAACACAGCAAGAAUAAGUUGCGAGCUUUUGAAUACCAGCUGGAGGAUAAUGGCGGACUACUCGGUACAUCACUAGCUCUAGAAGUUAGGAUUACUAGGAACCAUUUGAAUUCAAACAACAAGGUAAGGUUUACAUGUCGUGCUACUGCUGCAAAUGGAAUCUAUCUGGAGGAAACAAGUGUUGAUGUUGGAGUCAGAGCACAAGACCUUCUCUUCUACUCUUCAAGCACUCUAAUAAGCCCAACUAUUAGCCUACUCAUCCUAAGUUUCAUUCAUAAUAUACUUCAGUGAAGAAGAAAAUCUAGAAUAUGAAAACUACUUUUAAACUCAAGUUCUCAAGUAUACACACAGACCUAUUUCAAUAAUUAAGUUGAUUUUCUAGCUAUAACAAGUAAAACACAAUUGUAACACCAUCAAAUACACAUCAAAUGUAUUAAACGUCGUUUUUUGGGUUCACUGUAUCUAUAACUAGCCUACUCAUCCUUAGUUUCAAUCAUACCAUGCUAUUUAAAUAUUUCCAUACUAAAAAAUUCCUUAUUUUUAUGUCAUUUUUCGCAGCCAAAAGUUUGAUAUUAUACAGGGUGACACCCAAUGGAUGAUAUUUAAAUGCCCUGUAAUUGUAACUUUAUUGAUAUUAGAGCUAAAAUCUAUGCCUUCUUAAAUGGACUACUGACAUUAUUUUAAAUAGUUUUCCAGCCAAAAAAGAGUGCGAUUUAUCUGAUCCGCAAUGAGGCAAUUAAAAGUACUUCUACCAGUUCCUCUAAUUCGAAAAGUUCUAUUAAUCAUAUUUGCCCAAAUGGAGAACACAAUAUAGAAAAAAAUGCUUUAUAAUAUUAUUAGUCAAAAACAUUUUUUAUUGUUAAAAAUUUGUUUAGGUGCCAAACUAGAAAAUCUGUAGUUUUCAUAUGGAGUUUAUAAUUCCUUAAAAAUAUUUUAAAAUAAAAAAACACACUAAUUGUGAACUUUUUUUAAAUUCCAAUAACCUUAAAUAAUUUAUGAAAGAGUCUGUAAACACAAUUGCAAGUGACCAACCAUUUUCAGAGGGACAUGUCCGAUUUACAACGGUACUCAAACAUAUUGAUAUCUACAAAACUGCCUGAUCCAUUACACCGGGUUUCCUAAACUGGGUUUUAUUACGAUAUCCUUAAAUUUCGGGCUCAGGCGCCAAAAAACUCUUUGCCUUGUAUAUUUUUGUCAUUUCAAGUAUGAAUUAGAUAUCAAUGUUUAUAACUUGGAAAACUGAUUAUUUGCGAUUGUGAUUACUCUACAAAAGUGGCUUGUGCAAUUCUUCUGCAGGAAAACAUAGAGGAUUAUCAGAAUUACACAGUUUUUAAUCUAGAAAAACGCGAAUAUCUUCCUCAUUAUUUACCAGAUUAAGAUUUUAAGGGUACCGUUGUGAAUCGACAUUGCCAUCUUUGCAUAGAGGGUCACUUGAAAUUACGCUUAUAGUCCCUUUAAAAAAUUACGAUCUAUAAAUUUGCUUGCCUAUUGUUAUUUUCCCACGAAACAUGACAGUUCAUCAACAACUAAAAUGUCGUCUUUCAUCUUUGAAAUGUUUUGCGGCAUUGGCUCGUCAACCUUCUUUUAAAAAUAUGAUUUUUAAAACAUUAAUAAUAACAUUCCCUUAUUCCUGGCAUUUCCAAAAUAUAAAGAACUAACUGAAUUGCCCGGCGUUGUUUAAUUUUAAAUUUUUUUGUAAAAAUAGAUUUUAAAUUUUGAAGAAAAAAAUCGAUUUGAGAAAAAAAUUAUUCGAAUUUUUAAAAUCCAUGUUACCCCCAGAAUAUUCAUGGGUUCCCUAAAAAAAUUAGCCAAUUUGGUUCUGACGUUUGGCCAGUUAUAGCUAACAAAAAGAAGAGCUAUUUAUAGAUUACUUUCUGUAAUCUCCAAGCUGUCAUGUUUCGUGGAACACCCAGUUUUUUAAAUGUAUGUGUUAAAAUACAAUGUUCGGCGUUUAUGUCAAUACAAUGAGGACGACUUUUAUACUCAAGGUUUGAUUGUUAACAAGCUUUUUUUUAAUUACAAGUUUACAAGUAAACAAGGAAAAUCUGGUAAUUCGUUUCCUUGUAUCUAUGCUAGCUGUUUAAAAGCUUUUUAGAAAUAAAAAUUGAAUUCGAAAGUCGUCGUCAUUGUAUUUAUAUAUACGACGACGAAUGUAAAUAUAUUUUUUUGCAGAAACAUAUCAGAAUAAUGUAAUAUUUUAAGUGUAUCGCCGUAUUUAUCUCUUAUAAUUGUUAAACUAUAUAUUAUUCUACAUGAUUAUCAUUGUAUCGAAAAUAAUAUAACUUG
This is a messenger RNA of Eurytemora carolleeae, 2391 nucleotides long. RefSeq lists its product as uncharacterized. The record is from RefSeq and is a predicted model, not a curated record. The transcript has 5 exons. Lineage: Eukaryota; Metazoa; Arthropoda; Copepoda; Calanoida; Temoridae. The coding region runs from base 7 to 396 and encodes 129 amino acids.